CGGACUUCAGCAGUUGCAGUGCCGGCUGCCUCCCUCUCGCGUGCGCUCGCCCUGUGCCUCUCGCGUGCGGAAGCUAGGCAAACCGCCGGCGCCCUAGCUAGGUGCCCAGGCCAUCGUCGGUCCCUUCGCCAAGCCAUCGUCGGGGUCUCGGGGAUUAGCACCCGCACCCACAAGAUGGCCACACCGAACGGUCCUUCUGCUUCUCCGAUGGUGUACCCUGUCUACCUUUCUGGGGUAUUUCCCCAGCAAGGCGGGGAUGAUCAGGCUCAAGGUCCAGGGAUAUAUGCCAUACAACAGAACCAGUUAGCAGCGGCGAUGGGAAUGGGUUGCUAUGCUCCAACCACACUCAUUCCCCUCACUUACAAUAUCCCAACAGAAAGCAUUGGUGCUCCUGCUGGUGAAGAGAAUGUACAGGAUGCUAGGCAGCAAAAUGUACCUCAAAGACAAGUUGUUGUGAGGAGGUUUCACUUCGCUUUUCAGCUUGACUUGACCCUGAUCAUCAAACUAGCUGCAGUGGUGUUUCUCUUUAGCCAGGAAGGCUCAAAACAAAGGCUAUUUCUUCUCAUACUGUUUGCAUCAUUGAUUUACUUAUAUCAAACCGGAGCUAUUAUACCUUUUGUUAGAUGGCUUCAGCGGGCGGGAGGUGCAGCUGCUCAUCCACCACAGGCUCCUGCUCGGGCCGAGAACCGUGCUGCUCUGCCUGCCCAGAAUGAUGGCAAUGAGCAGCCCAAUGACCCUGCAAACCCUGACCAAGCUGCAGAGAACCGUGAACAAGAUGCUGCAGCUGGUAACGAGAAUCCACAAGAGGCAGAGGUAGAAGGCAAUCGGCGUAAUUGGCUGGAAGGUGUCUUGAAAGAGAUCCAGCUGGUUGUUGUAGGGUUUGUUGCAUCGCUUCUUCCUGGUUUUCAGCACAAUGACUAGGCCUCAUCUUGUCACUGUGGAAUAAGCUAUGUGCAGUGAUUUGGUUAUGGUGACAUAGGGGAAGUAAUUAUAUGAAGCUGCUCAAAGCUUUCUGUUUAUAUUGUUUCAAGUUCAAAGACUUAUUGAACCAAUCCUAUCAUACUUCCAGCAAUACUUGCAGCUCACAUGUAAAGAGUAGCCUGGCACCCCAUCAAAUGAGCUAUGAUUUGAGUUUCUGAAAUAUGGGAUGCCUACACCUGAAUACAGAAUCAGCCCCUGUUGUAAGAUGUCUGAAACAUGAAGGAUGUGAACGUUUUUUCGGGGCUGAAACCUUGAAUAAUGUGAGUCGCGUCAAGAAGGAUGCUCCCUUUAUACUUAAGAGUACUAGCAGAGCAGAAAAAUAAUGUCAGAGUGAGAUACACCAAUUAUU
Zea mays is the source of this 1330-nucleotide messenger RNA. RefSeq lists its product as uncharacterized. Lineage: Eukaryota; Viridiplantae; Streptophyta; Magnoliopsida; Poales; Poaceae. The record is from RefSeq and is marked predicted. The coding region runs from base 175 to 921 and encodes 248 amino acids. The transcript has 5 exons.